Protopolystoma xenopodis is the source of this 1773-nucleotide messenger RNA. Lineage: Eukaryota; Metazoa; Platyhelminthes; Monogenea; Polystomatidea; Polystomatidae. The record is from the annotation of a GenBank genome assembly.
AUGAUGCAGGACCUUCCGCCCGCCAUUUGGUAUGCUUGUAUCAUCCUCGCUAUUCUUCUUCUAGCCCUGGGUACUGUUGGCAAUAUUCUCUUCCUUUUCACUAUAUUUUACAAAUCGCAGCUCAAGUCACGAGCCGGUUCUGUAAAAUCUACCCGAAUGCCCUAUGCGUCACUCACCUUGUGGCCCAAACGAAAGGCAUCGCUGCCGACCGGAUACCAUCCCCAAGUGACCGAGGGUCUCUGGAGCUAUAAGGGCUUUCAGGGUCGUCAAAAUCCGCUAUCAUGCCUUCUUGUGGCCACUUCGGACCGGCUGCUCAGCUUGAUGACCUUCACCGAUUGCCUGGCCCAAUGGACCACUCUUCCACGCUAUCUUCUUCUUAUACUGACUGAAGUUGACCUGCGAACUCUGCAUCCCUGUAUCUGCUGGAUGCAUACGUUUGUAGUGAUGACAACAACUAACCUCUCAGUGGCAUAUCUUUGUAUCUUUUCGGUGCACCGGGCAAUCCGUCUUCGUUGGCCCCUCUGGUCCCGGCGUAAGCUUACUCAGGCACGACUACAGUUUGCUAUUGUUCUUGCCACAGGCCUCUGUAUUGCCAAACAUCUGCCAGUAUUUUUUCUCUUUCGUGUUGUUCCAAACAACCGGAUUAAUUCAUCCUCUCCCUCGUCUCCAUGCCCAACUUGUUCGUCCUCCUCUUCUAGUGUUGCUGCCGCACUUUUCAGAGCAGCCAUAAAUGCCACUUCAUUGCCGGUGAAAGAGAGCUUCGCCUGCGAUCUGUACUGCACAAACAGCACCAGCGUAUGUCUUGGUUGGUUCUACUAUGGCCUUGAGUUUUUCACUCAUGGCCUCCUUGCCUACUUCUGCAUCCUCCCAGCCACAUGUCUAUUGUGCCAAGCGCUCAGGCACAGCGCUAGCCGAGCGCCCAAAAGGGCCGGAACACUAUGCCUACUGCCAACUCAUCUUCCACAAUCUACAGACAGCCGUUCCAUGUCAAUCUAUCAGCCAAGCGGAAGUCUGUUGAACAGAGAAGUAAGGCAUCAUGUAUCGAUGAGCUCACUACAAGAGCUUCAGUCACCUUCUGUGGAUGGUAUUCGCUUUCACUGCUCGGCCCCAAACUGGGCCUCUGGGCGGGCAGUACCGUUCCAGCCACAACCACGCCAACCGAUCAGUGCAUAUGUAAUAUCUGCUCUGGGCAUUUAUCAUAUGCUCAGCUCACUUCCGUUCCUGGUGCUUAUCGAGGCUAGGUUCCAGUUUAAGCUGAAGAUUCUACCCGAAGCCAGUCAUGCCUUGGUCUACUUCCCCUUGGUUCUUCUGCUCUACAGCAAUAACGCGAUAAAUUAUUAUGCCAUGUUGUUGAUCGGGCCUCGAUUCCGCCGACAGACAUGUGAGGCUCUCCAGCAUCUGUUGCCAUUCUGCCUGACUGAUCGACAAUCGAACGUCAAUGCGAAAUGGAAAGCCAGUCCAGAUCCAGCAAAUUAUUCUGGAAAUAAUCGCCGAUCUGAUGUCUUUGCUGCUUCAAGGCAGGGAGCGAAUAAAUUGGACUGCUUUGGUCUUUGUCAGAGGUCUCACUCGAGGGCUCACAUUAAGCUUGGAAAGCCUGCGUCCUCUAGUGUCAUGUGCGGAUCCUUGGCAUCAGAUGUCGAUUUUAUAGCGAGCCAGGACCAGAAAUACGCCCAACAAGAGGUAAACCAGGCAGCCAACUUGCCAGAAAACCUGAAGGAGAGAACACUAUCUCAUUCUCUCUCAACUGUGAACCUGUCUUCUACAUGUUACUAG